Carcharodon carcharias (great white shark) is the source of this 8241-nucleotide messenger RNA. It is a transcript of the gene rbm15, whose product is annotated as RNA binding motif protein 15. Gene Ontology annotation, molecular function: mRNA binding. Gene Ontology annotation, cellular component: nucleus. NCBI's taxonomy places the organism in Eukaryota, Metazoa, Chordata, Chondrichthyes, Lamniformes, Lamnidae. The transcript has a single exon. Bases 330 to 2804 code for a protein of 824 amino acids. The record is from RefSeq and is a predicted model, not a curated record. Gene Ontology annotation, biological process: regulation of alternative mRNA splicing, via spliceosome.
GAUACAAAAUGGCGGCGACGAACCGAGAGGGUUUUCGGCGUCAGUAAAAAUCUCCGGGAAAGAAACGGGGAAAAAUCGAUUAAAACCCGUCAAAGAAACAAAUUAAUCGGCAAAUCGACGAAAUCGAUUAGGUAAAGUAUCGAUUAAAAAGCGCCGAUUGUUUCGAUUCUUUCCGCAAGGGGAAGGGAAAUGAAGGAGCGUCAGUGAAGGAGUAGCGGCGACGAAUCCGCGCAAUCCACCCGGGUUUUAUAUGCACAUAUCAUUUUAAAAGAAGCUUCAUUCUUAUUUUUCUAUACAACCUGGAUUAACUAUUGCAACGGCGAAGGAAUAUGAAGGAGAAGGACGUGUCGCCCAAAGCUGGCGGAAAACGCGGGGAGGAAAGGCGAGGCGGCCAUCACCAACAGCCCAGGAAAAUGGGGAAUAACCACAACAGCAUCAACAGAAACAACAAAAACCAUGGCAAUGCCAAAAGGGCUCGCAAUCUCAGUGGCAAAAGGACCAACAACAGAGAUUAUGAUGUUUACCCUCCCAACCGGACUGCUAAUAAUUUGAGUCUUUCUUCUGCUUCCUCAAGGACAAGUAGGACUGAGAGACAGCCUGCUGAAUACAAAACCCUGAAGAUCAGCAAUUUAGGUUCCCAGUUGAGUGACGGUGCCAUUGAGGAUGGGCUGUUCCACGAGUUUAAGAAGUUUGGGGAUGUUAGCGUGAAAAUUUCCAGGGAUGGGGAUGAAAGAGUGGCUUUAGUGAAUUUCAGGCAUUCUGAGGAUGCCAAGGCUGCCAGGCAUGCCAAGGGCAGGCUGGUACUGCAUGAUCGCCCUCUGAAAAUUGAAACGGUUUAUCCUCCUCCAAAAGGAAGAAGUUACUCCCCCGAGCUGGAUGGGUAUUCCGCACCAAGUGUUCAAGGCAACCGUCAUAGGCAGAGAUCUCUGUCUCCUGCAGGACUUGGUUACAGAGAGCACAGAACUCAGCAGCGCAGUUCUUUGGGGCGUCAGUUACCGCCACCACCACCACCACCUCCACCUCCCCAGAGAGAUUUGGAAAGAGAGCGGGAUUAUGCCUUUUAUGAAGGCCGAGCGCGAGCUGCUUAUACACUCGACAGAACCACAUUCAGAGAGGAUGAAAUCUUGCCAGAAGAUGAUAAAAGAGCUAAUAGGACGUUGUUUAUUGGUAACUUGGACCCUUCAGUUUCACAAAAUGACCUUUUGCUUGCAUUUGAAAGGUUUGGAGUAAUCUUAGAGGUGGAUAUCAAAAGGCCACCUCGUGGGCAAGGAAAUUCAUAUGGCUUCCUAAAAUUUGAAAACUUGGACAUGGCCCAUCGAGCAAAGAUUGCGAUGUCAGGAAAAGUGAUUGGAAGAAAUCCUAUCAAGAUUGGAUAUGGGAAAGCAACCCCCACCACUCGAUUGUGGGUUGGGGGAUUGGGUGCUUGGGUUCCUGUAGCUGGUCUUGCAAGGGAAUUUGAUCGCUUUGGGACCAUAAGGUCUAUUGACUACAGAAAGGGUGACAAUUGGGCUUAUAUUCAGUAUGAAAGCUUGGAUGCUGCACAAGCUGCGUGUACUCAGAUGCGUGGCUUUCCCUUAGGUGGACCAGAUCGGCGGCUAAGAGUUGAUUUUGCUGAUACAGAACAUCGAUAUCCUCAACAAUUUCUACAAGCCUUGCCUCUGCCUCAUUUUGAUUUGAUUGGCGAUGGCCUUCUUCCCCGUGGUGCAGAGUGUCUGAGGGGUAGGGAAAGGAAUUCUCCUCCAAUGCAUUACAGAGAAAGGGACCUUUUUCCAGGCAAUGACUGGCAUGUCCUUUCUGUCCGGGAACGAAACCGGAAUAGCCAUGAACCAUUUGAUCAACUUGAUCGUGAAGUCCGGGAUAGCUGGUCUCUUGAACGUGGGCGUGACCAUAUUUUGCAAAAUUGGGACCAAAGAAGAAAAAGGAGAGGCCCUCCAGACACACGGCCCACUGAUUGUUCACCCAGUAACGACCGCUCCAGAAAACGGCGUUGUAUUUCGCCAGAUCGCAGCCCGGGUAAUAGCAGCCGCGAUGGUGGACGCCACAGUGACUCGGACCGUGAUGCAAAGAAUGAACGGUAUUCACCUGGUAGGGAUCGAUGUAACAGCACAGAAAAAAUUCCCUGUGGUAAACAUGAGAUCAAAACUAUAAACUUAAAUGAAAAGGAUAAAGACCGCAAGCAUAGAACUACAGAAUGCGCAAGUCCCAUGAGGAGCAAAUCUAAAUCUGACUCAAGCAAUGCCAAAGCAUCUGAUAGCUUCCGGGAAUAUGAACGCAAGUUGAAUGUAGCCUGGCAUGGUAUGCUGGUUCUGAAGAAUAGUUCUUUCUCCACGAACAUGCACUUCCUCGAGGGUGAUCUCAGCGUUGCAACCAACUUAUUAGUGGAUGUCUCAACUGGUGGAAAAGUCGCACAGUUAAAAAUCACUCAGCGCUUACGACUGGAUCAGCCUAAAUUGGAUGAGGUAACAAGACGCAUCAAGGCAUCAGGCACUAAUGGCUAUUGUGUCCUGUUGGCAGUACCAGCAUUGAACAGCAUGGAAAAUGCGGAAGGGAUGUCCUCUUCUGUAGAGCAAGCCACUUCACCACAGAGACCACUGAGGAACUUGGUGUCCUAUCUAAAACAAAAGCAGGCUGCUGGUGUCAUCAGCCUGCCUGUUGGAGGAAGCAAAGAGAAGGACCACACUGGUGUGCUUCAUGCUUUUCCUCCAUGUGAUUUUUCCCAACAGUAUCUGCAAACCUCUGCUCGAGCCCUGGCCAAAUCUGAAGAAGACUGUCUAGUUAUAAUAAUUGUACGUGGUACAGCUUAGAAUUGAAAUUGAAAUUGUACUGUAUGUUGUGCUACCGGUGUGUAUUGUGAUGUGUACGGGAUGCAAAGAGGGCAAAGUUCACCAAACUGUCAGAUGCUUUAAUCACAUCAUGUUCUGGGGGCCCUACCUUUCUAUUUACACAAACACCAACAAAACGAAGCUGGCAGCCUUGCCUCCAGUAAAAGUAGAUCUACCAAUUGAUAGUAAAGUAUCAUUGUUGUCUUAUGAAAUCUCCAACCUUCUCUCUUCCCCCAACCCCAGCUAGUGCCCUGCCUAACACCCAUUUCAAUCACAAUAAUACUAAACUGGGCAUGUAGUUGUUAACACCUUUGGGCUAGGUAGGCCGCAUAUUUUAUUUUUUUUUCCUUUUUUGUUAUCCUUGUCUCCAUGUCCUCAGUUUAAAAGAUACUUUGAAACCACCACGUGUUAUGAAUACUUUUUCCUUUACUAUUUUUCAAAAGAAAGUUCCGUACUACAUUUCAAUACACAAGCACUGUCACUUGAUCAUAAACCAUGAACUGUACAGAGCUUGAAUGCUUCAUGCAUUGUUUAAGGUAGUGCCUACCUGUUGGUGCUAGAAGCCAGUAGUUGAUUAUUUCUUCAAGUAGGAUUCGUUACUGGAAACAGAGUCCUAAGGGUGAUACUCCUUUUAAUGUUAUUGUCGAAGGGCAAAACAGCUGUUGAAAAAUCCAGUUGUUUUCUAGUUAUGUAAAUAAGGUAACUGAUACAGGUGAACAGACACCUUGAAAACUGUUUUAUAUAAUGUGCUGUAAAGAGUUGUAGGCAGUUUUGUUUUGCACUUAUUAUCUUUUGGGCACCAGUAACACUCAAGCUAAGUUAAAACUGAGUAAGGUAAUACUUUGUCUUUCCUGCCUGAUGGUCCUGAAAACCUUUUUAAUUGCUUGGAUUUCAGUCCAAAAUCUACAAAGUUGAUUGAUUAAUCUUUGGCACACCCAAAGAGAAUGGCUUAAGCUUUUAGAACCAGUGAUCGGGGCAGUAAAGUCAAUUUUUAUGCCGUGCAAAAAAGCAACAAAUUAAUUAUAUAUGUCAAGAAUCUGGGGUUGAAAAGGACUCGUGAAUGUUUUAAAAGGUGCCUGUGUACUUGUUCAUUAGAGGGCUAACUUGUUAGUUGUGAGGAGGAGAGAAGAAACCAAAGGACAACAAUGAUUUGGGAAAAUUCCCUGGUCAUACCCAGGCUUCCUGCCCAAUCCUAAAAAGUGUAGAGUCAAAUUCGGCUGUUUGGUCCUCUGUAGUCAGUCUGUUGACACUUGCAUGAUGAGGUGUAACAGGGUGACUGGCCCAUUGAACCAGCCCAGCAAGUGUCAGCACAUUUAGGAAGCAGGGUGGAUGGUAAAUGAUCAAAAAUAGACCAUUUGUCCUGUAUAAUAGCACAAUGUCCUUUGUAAUGAUAGUGGUUACAGGUGCUAGACAGCCAUGUAGGAUGUUUUAUAUAUUUUUUUUCCCAGCCGAGCAGUGUGUGUUAUGAAAUGAUCUGGCCAGAUUUAAUUUGGGCCAAUACCUUUAAUUGGAUGAAGUCUUUUGGAAAGGGGGGUGAAAAGCAAACUGAAGCUAGUGCUAUGAAAGCAGUGUUUACUGGAGUCUGUAAGUACUACUGUUCAUCAUUUGGACAGAGUUUUAAGUAAAAUUUGCACGAAAGAUUCAGAUUUCCUGUUUUUGAUACUACACUAUCCAAUUGUACACUUUGACAUUGUUGUUCUUCCUAAAUGUAACCAAUAGCUCUAAAUGUGUGAUCCCAGUCAUGCAGACAACAGUAACAAUUAUUCAGUAUAUCAGUGCAAGAUGGGGAAACUACUUGAUUUGGAAUGAUCGUGAAGGAAUGGGAAGUUCUGAUUGAACAAGUACACAGGCAUUAAAUAAGUGGCAAAAGAAAAAUACUUUCAAUGAAAAAUAUGCAAGUGCACACUGACUGUUUCUAAAAUACAAACUAAAAAGCAAAAUCUGAACAAAAUCAGAAAAGCUUAAACUCUCAGCUGGUCAGUCAUUGUGAAGAGAACAAUCACUGUUUUGGUCUGCCACAAAUGCUGACUGAUCUGCUGUGUGUUGUCACUUUUUCUGUUUCUUUUUUUGCUUAUCUGUUGAAUGAAAGUACUUCUCCCAUCUCCAGCUCCUCUGAAUUGUAUUUGGGGCACUGAGAAUCAGUACUGGCUUGCACAGGUUAUGCAUUUUUUUCCCAACAGAGUUAAAUAGUAGUCUAGUUUUUUUUUCUUUGAGGAGUUUGUAGUGCUCAAGGCCAUUGGGCUGGACACUCUCACUCUUUCACUGUAUUAAAGAUAAAAUUGGCUUGCUUACCAGCAUGAUUAAGGUAUCUAGCUCUCCCCAUUCGUAUGAUUGCCUAUUGUAGGACAGCCUGUGGUGACUUAACUCCUUAGUCGAGACAGCAGUUGGAAUGUGGCAGUUUGCCUUUGUGCCCCUGCUCUAAGGAGAGUAAAAAUUAGUGACCUUUUUGAAUGCUAAAAUAGUCACUUCUUGUGAUGUGGGUGUCACUAACAAGAUUGGAAUUUAUUGUCAAUCCCUCAUUGUGUUCGAAAAGACGGUGGUGGUGGUGGGCUGCAUUCUUGACCUGCAGUUAUGUGUACUGUGAAGGUAGUCACAAAUUGCUGUACAGAUAUCUAGUGGGAACAUUAAUGGGCUGGGCUGUGAUCCCUAUGUAACUUGACGCUAGCGACAGAAUGAGAAAACUCGUCACUAGAGUGAGGAAAGAGGGGGUGGGGGCUUUGAGGUGUUGCUGAUAGUGUCAAAUGAAUUGUGUGCAUGUGAGCAUUUAGGAAAGGGAGGAGAGUUAGGGACAGGAUGCUCCAAAGUAUGACCCAAAAUUACUUGAUGUACCCUUAUGCAUAUAUAUAUAUAUAUAUAUAUAUAGACAUAUGCAGGUGCUUGUGGAAACAUUGUUUAUAUAAAGAAAGGUAUCUUGCAUAUUGGAAUGUAGCGCUGUUGGCAUUAGGAUGUACUGAUCCAUCAAAUCAUUUUACCUGCAUUCUACUAUAACUAGCCUUCGCUAAUGCUAGUGCAUGCUAGGGCCAAGUCAACAGAGUAAACGAGUUUCGACAAAUAGAGAUGUUAACAUAGGAGGAAGACGUUUUGACACAAGAGGUGGUGAUGGCAAUUUUUUUCCCCUGUGUGUGCAUUUGUACAAAGCUGUACAUGUGCAUGCUAAAACCAAAAUGAGUACUUUCACUUUUUGAAAUUUUGGGCCAAAUAAGAAAGAUUCAUAAAACAAAGGAAGGUGGUUGCAACUGACCUGUAUUGGUCUAAUUAAAUUGGCAUAAACAAUUUGUAAGGAUACAAAUCCAGUUAAAGCAAGUCUGUGUGCACUGUUGUUCUAUACAAUUUUAAGUUGUGAAAUGCAAGCUUAAAAAAUGCGCCAAUGUUUUUGGUUUAAUCACAAUUUUGUUUUAGAUAACUGGGAGUGGAGUGUAAAAUGUGUGGAGCAUUGAUCUGGAGCACAUGUCUGAACAGUUGGCAUGUUGUCCCAGAGCUGGGUGUACAAAAGCUGCAGUUAUUCUAUAAUUUAGAUUAUCUUCAAUAUUCUGAGAAUAACAGUAACCUAAAUUUCUUUGGACAAAAAAGAGCGUAGAUGCAAAAGGAUAUUUGGGUGUUGGCUUUCUCAUUAUGUGGCACUAAAGCAGUUGUCUUGCUCUAACCAUAGAACUUCUGUUAUCAGUAUAAGAAUUCUGUGGUUUUCGUUAGAAAUUAAAGGGAGAUUUCUUAGGAGCACUUACACAAGAUAAAAAUCAGAAUCCAGAUGUAGGUUUAGUUUUAAAGUUUAGGUAGCCUCCUUACUCCUUUUGGCUAGUUUAGUCUAGAACCGCUCACCUGUACUCACGAGUCUGUGGCUCUAAAGGCCAGCAGGCAGCCCAUCCCCAGAAAUUGGCCAUUGUCACCAGUUGAAUGGAGGCUGAGGAAUGGUCAUUGGUACCCGAUAUUUUUGUCUUUUGUUUUAUAUGUUUUUCAUCUCCCCUUCCCCUUGCCGGUUGAGAUUGGGAAAGCUGUAGGCACUUCCACAUGGUACCACUGAACAGCGGAGCAUCUGUUUAUUGUUGACUCUAAGAUGCUGUAAUAGUAGUUUUGAAGGACAGACCUGUGAUCCGUAAGAGGCAUUCUUCCCAUUUAAUUUUCUAGUCCGUGUGCUGCUGCCCUCUUGAUUUGGUAGGAAUUCUUGUAGCCUAUACAUAAAUAUUUUUUGAAUUACUUGUAGACCUCCCAUUGCCUCACUUCACGAGGGCAGGUCCUGGACACCAUUGCUAAUGUAAAAUGCUAUAAUGCUUCUAAUGUUCUAUGUUCUGUUCUGUUCUCUUCUCAUCCUUGGCAGCCAAGGUACAUAAUUAUUUUGGUGCAGAUAUCCCCAUCCCAAAAGAAGAAAUGGUCUUAAAUUUUUCAAACUGUAAAUGACCCAGAGUGUUAGGAAUCUACUGUAAAUGAGGAUUAAGAAGAGCUGCAAAGGAUCUUAACCUUCAAGCAAGUCUUUAGACUUGCAUCGGAUAGCCUUGCUUAGGGACUGUUUAAUAUAGGACUUUUAUCUUGAAGAAAAAUAUCAGCUUUUACAGUGUCUUUGACAACUACAUCAAAAAAUUUGUUUUAGAAACCUAGGGUCUUGGUGCCUUAGUAAGAAGCAGUUAUUCAGUAGCAUGCCAACUGAAUUUCCUUAGAGCUAAUUUUUUUUUGAGGCUAUGUGUAAAAUUACUGUAUUCUUGUUAGUUAUGUAGAAGAAACUGGUGUUGCAUGUAUUUUUUGUCUAAUUUGAUAUUUCUUUCCUGCAAAAACCAAGUGACAGAAUAUUUGAAUGGCAAAGCUGAGGAGGAGACUUCCUACUGGAAUUUAGUACGAGCCGAAGACAAUGUUUGUGUGAAGUAGAAUGGCCUUUUGCAGGGGGAAAAGAUUUCUGUUAUUUUGUUUUUAAAGAGCUGGAAUGGCAGCUUGAAAAAAAUAUAUAAAAAGUUCCUGUAUCUUCUAAUGUGAAGCCAGGUCCUGUGUUUUGAGGGGAAAGAUGAUCUGCUGCUGUGUGCUGUUUAUAGCUGAUUUCUGGGGGAGAAAGGAAAAGCUAUUCGGGCUCAACCAGCUGAAUACGGGCUUUCACAGACACACGUGCGUUGAGCUGAUUAUGUUGUCAACCAAAAUCAAUAAAAUGUGUUUUCUUUUGAGGAAAAAAACUGCGUUGGAGUAAGUUUGAUGAAUGAAGCAAAAAAACAUGAUCCCUUGUGUACGUUUGAGGCUUUUUGUUUCGGAAGGCCCCGUUAUUUGAGGAGGAAACUUCAGCGUCACCGUUAACUUAACAGUGGCCUGCAAGAAACGAAAUGGGGGGGAACAUUCCCCACUCUGAAAUGUUGAGAAUUGACCGCUGACUGAUCAUCUUGAUGCUGUUCUAAUCGAAGAUCCAGAAUUGCUUGAAAGAGUUUAUAUAAAAAAAAGUUUUGAUUUA